Ostertagia ostertagi is the source of this 507-nucleotide messenger RNA. NCBI's taxonomy places the organism in Eukaryota, Metazoa, Nematoda, Chromadorea, Rhabditida, Trichostrongylidae. The record is from the annotation of a GenBank genome assembly.
AUGCUCCCAUCGAAAUGGGCAGAAGACGAAAAAGAAGAGGAUGAGCACGUUCCUCAACGAGCUAUUGAUUGGUUAGAACGGCGAGCAAUCGCGCACGUUCCCGAGACAAUAUGCACAUUAGAUGCGUCCGCGUAUCUCGUAAUGCGAAAUCGAGAGGAUCAGUCGAAACCUCCGGAAGUCAGAGGUGGCCCUCGAGACGCCCUAAUUGUGCACGCCACUGAACACACGGCUUCAGUUCUUUAUCAAGAGGCAUUCCUUGUUACUUAUCGAACGUUCAUUUCAUCUCAUGAUCUCAUUAACAAACUUAUCACAAGAUACGUGUAUAUGUCCAUGUCGUCGGAUCGAGCAUCUCAGUCAGCUGCUCGAUUGACAUUUUCCAUACUGGUACGAGUAGUGGACGAGUUGACAGGGUAUGAGCUGAGCGAAGCCCUUGUGCAUACCGUCACCUCAUUCGUCUAUCGCCUUAUUCAUGAAGGAAAUCUAAUCUUUGCUCGACUUUUAAGGUAA